GCAAGGCAAGCAAAUCAAAGCAGCAGUCGGGGACUCUGCAGCUCUUUGUUUUGGGUUCUGCAUUCAAAUCUUUCUUAGGAGAAUGUUUUGAUUUUCUUACACCGAGAUGACUCCUGGGAUUAGAUCUCGUUAUCCACCCAUGAUAAAGUUUCUUCCUCUGUUAAUAUUUGUGGGCUUUGCCGAAGGGGGGAAGCUGUUGGUGAUGCCUAUGGACGGAAGUGCGUGGCUGAGUAUGCGUCUUAUUGUGGAGAAGCUCCAUCAAAAUGGGCACGAAAUAGUCCUUGUGGUACCAGAAACUAAUCUGUUUUUGACAUCAGCCAAGAAUUUCACCAUUAAGACCUAUCCAGUGCCUUACAAAGACGAACACAUGGAUGCACUAAUGGAGACUUUUGGUAAAGAUCGCUUUGUUAAACAACCUUUUCUAAAUGUUGUUAUUUCACUAUAUAAAAGUCUAGCACGAGCAUUCCAGAUGCUUUUCCAAAGCUGUGAAAGUUUGUUGAGCAACAAAGAACUGAUUCGGUACCUCGAAGAAAGUCAGUUCGAUGCCAUCCUCACAGAUCCGGUUGCCAUAUGCGGGACAAUAGUUGCUGAGUAUCUGUCUCUCCCUUCUGUGUUUUUCUUACGUGGAUUUCCAUGUGACUUAGGAUCCAAGGCAACUCAGUGUCCAAGUCCACAUUCUUAUGUCCCAAGAAUGUUUACUAGCAACACAGACCACAUGACCUUUACCCAGCAUGUGCAGAACCUGCUACACAGCACACUGGCACUGCGAGCUUGUAUUGCUCUCUAUUCACCGUUUGAACAGCUGGCUUCUGAGUUUCUUCAGAGAGAAGUGACUGUGCAUGAUCUCUUAGAUCAAGACUCUGUUUGGCUAAUGAGACUAGACUUUGUAUUCGAGUACCCCAGGCCAGUGAUGCCCAAUAUGGUCUUUGUUGGUGGAUUAAACUGUGCUGAGAUAAAGCACCUAUCUCAGGAAUUUGAAAGCAUUGUGAAUGCCUCUGGGGAACACGGCUUUGUGGUCUUCUCCUUGGGCUCAAUGGUCUCUGAGAUUCCCAUGAAGAAAGCCAAGCAGAUUGCUGAAGCCUUUGGAACAAUACCUCAGACAGUUCUUUGGAGGUACACUGGAGAAGCACCCCCCAACCUUGCAAACAACACAAAGCUAAUCAAAUGGCUACCACAGAAUGAUCUACUUGCUCAUCCCAAAGCCCGUGCCUUUAUCACCCAUGGAGGCUCACAUGGAAUCUAUGAGGGGAUAUGCAAUGGAGUGCCAAUGGUUCUGAUGCCAUUAUUUGGAGACCAGAUGGACAAUGCUAAGCGGAUAGAGUCUCGGGGUGCGGGAGUGACGCUGAAUGUACUUGAAAUGACUUCUAAGGACCUAUCGGAUGCAUUGAAUGCAGUGAUUAAUGAUAAAAGCUAUAAAGAAAAUAUCAUGCAUCUCUCAGCCCUUCACCUCGACAGACCUAUCCAUCCCCUUGAUCUCGCGGUGUAUUGGGUGGAGUUUGUGAUGAGACACAAGGGGGCCCCGCAUUUGCGGCCUGCGGCCCACGAUCUCAACUGGAUCCAGUACCACUCUCUGGACGUCAUUGCUUUUCUCCUGGCUGCCGUGCUCAUCACCAUGUUCAUCUCUCUGAAGUGCUGCCUGUGCUGCUGCCGGAAGUGUUUCUGCAAAAAAGGAAGAGUGAGCAAAUCGAGGAAAUCCAAGGCAGAGUAACUACGGGGUUGGAGACCGGGUGCAGCUCCAGGCCUUAGGGAAUGUAGGGCUCUCCUGAGCACAGUCCCAGUAAGUAACUUAUGGCGGUGAGCUCAGAAAUUAUUCAGAGCAUAUUGCCUUUAAAUAGCAGCAAAGUGUUUUUUUGUUCCAUGUUUUGAUUUGGUCUCCAAUUAAUUCAGAAUAUUUGUGAAAGCUUUGUUUAAAGCUUGUUUGAUUGUUAUAGAUGAUUCAUGCCAUAAUGCUAUGGUGUAGUGCUCAGAAUAUUGAUGGGACCUCUGGGUUCCAUUUCCUGCUGCGUUUCAGAGUAACAGCCGUGUUAGUCUGUAUUCGCAAAAAGAAAAGGAGUACUUGUGGCACCUUAGAGACUAACCAAUUUAUCUGAGCAUAAGCUUUCGUGAGCUGUAGCUCACGAUAGCUUAUGCUCAAAUAAAUUGGUUAGUCUCUAAGGUGCCACAAGUACUCCUUUUCUAUUUCCUGCUGUGUUGCUCACUCACUAUCUGACUUGGGGCAAGGUUCUUCUCUGUACCUCAGUUUUCUCAUCUGUGCAAUGGGGAUAAGAUUUCUACCUUGGUACUACUAUGGUGCCUAUCACUCUAGUGUGUGAGUGUCUGAUGCAUCAUAUUUAGAUAGCACUUUGAGAUCUUUGGAUGAAAGUUGUCACAUAAGUACCAAGUGGUAUUCUAAGUGAGGGAUAGAAUGUCAUCCUAGCAGCCUGUUGAUUGGAAAUAGAGAAUGGUAUUUGUUCUGCCUAAGUCAAUCUGUCAGUGUCUGAACUGUGUUUCAAAUACACUGAACGUGAACACAUUUUCCAUUUGAAAGUAUUAUUGAGCCACCACCACCCAAUCAAGUUUCACCCCAGCUGGAGCACUAAACUUGGAGCAUUGUAGUCAACCGAUUUGAUCUUUGUUAUUGAUAUUCUGUUAAAAAUAAACCAGACAAAAAUCUGUAUAAAUAAAUCCCAAAUAAUAAAAACAAGAAAACUAA
Chelonia mydas (Green sea turtle) is the source of this 2692-nucleotide messenger RNA. RefSeq names its product UDP-glucuronosyltransferase 1A1. The record is from RefSeq and is a predicted model, not a curated record. NCBI's taxonomy places the organism in Eukaryota, Metazoa, Chordata, Testudines, Cheloniidae. The transcript has 5 exons. The coding region runs from base 107 to 1708 and encodes 533 amino acids. Gene Ontology annotation, molecular function: UDP-glycosyltransferase activity.